AUGCGUUCGAACAUCGGAGGAAUCCGGAAACCGGAAAUACGUCAUGAACAGGAAGCCGGAAAUGACGACGAAAUACGGAACCCGGAACCCGGAACCCGGAACCCGGAAGAAGUGAACUUACAACAGAUGUCCGGCAUCCUCUCAUUAUAG
Molecule: messenger RNA, 150 nt
Organism: Pelobates cultripes (western spadefoot toad)
Lineage: Eukaryota; Metazoa; Chordata; Amphibia; Anura; Pelobatidae
Source: the annotation of a GenBank genome assembly